Messenger RNA from Medioppia subpectinata, 558 nucleotides. The record is from the annotation of a GenBank genome assembly. NCBI's taxonomy places the organism in Eukaryota, Metazoa, Arthropoda, Arachnida, Sarcoptiformes, Oppiidae.
AUGCAACCACAAAACGACUGGAGAGUUGUUAACCAAAAUUUUGCCCGAAGACCUAUGUUUGAGGAGACGCCCGGCGGUCCCCCAAAACCAAUUGAAUCCCUGUAUUAUAUUAGUAAUAGUGAUAAUAGUGAUGACAUUAGAAGACACGAUACGGACGAACCCAUAGAUGAAAAUACUCCGGAUGUGGACAAAAAGCCGAGACUAGAGUUUGACAACAAUCCGAAUAACAGAAUGAAAAUAAUUCCCUUUAAGAUUAACGACGCCUUCGGAGGAGGCCUUUCACCCAAGAAGAAGAACGGAUCCUUUCUUAUAAGACUGUCGCCACCAAACAAGCCAUUAGCUCCUGACUCCACUCCAAAGUCCACUCAACAAAUUUCAUGUUUUUAUAAUUCGGUUGAAUACCCGAACGGAGCGAUGAUCCCAAAGCCCGACCCCUGCACUCUCUGCCGAUGCUUUUACGGCCGAGAGCUCUGUCAGCAACAGAAAUGUCCGGCGCCUCCCGAGAAGGACUGCGUUCCCGAACAGAUGAACGGCUAUUGUUGUCCCCGUUAUAUAUGC